UGCGCACAAUCCAGUACGGCCAGUGCAAGACCAUUCGCCCUGGAUGCUGCUCUUUCACAGCAGUUUUUAACGUUCAUUCCGAAAGUGCGGCGAUAGCAACGGCUAUUGACACAACAAUAGCUAGAAUAAUUUAUAUUUUUUUAUUUUCUUUUUUGGAGUGCUUAUUUACUUAUAAAAAAUAAGUAUGCGUUUCCUGCAAGCAACCGUAGUGUCGAGACACUGCGCCGCUUUAAAAGGCUUGGCAUAUCCUAGAAAUUAUGCCACAAUAGCGGAACCUGCAGCGCCUGCAGUCAAAACACAAGCUAUACCAGGUCCUAGAUCAUUGGCAUUGAAGGGCAAAUUAAGCGCAAUACAAAACGUUGUGCCAGUUCAACUUUUCGCUGACUAUGAAAAGUCAAUUGGAAACUACUUGGUUGACGUCGAUGGAAAUGUCUUACUUGAUGUUUAUACACAAAUUUCCUCAAUACCAUUAGGCUAUAACCAUCCACGCCUCUUAAAUGUCUUCCAGAACGAAAAAAAUUUAAAAACUUUAAUCAACCGUCCUGCCCUGGGUGUAUUUCCUGGAAAAGAAUGGCCAGAACAGUUGAAUUCAAUUCUUACUAAAAUUGCACCCAAAGGUCUGAGUAAUUUGACAACAAUGAUGUGUGGAUCCUGCUCAAACGAAAAUGCCUACAAAAAUAUUUUUAUUUGGUACCGUCGCAAUCAGCGUGGUGAAAACGUUGACUUCACAGAUGCCGAAAUGCAGUCGUGCAUGAUUAAUCAACCACCAGGCGCACCCAAAUUGAGUAUUCUGUCGUUCAAUGGCGCAUUCCAUGGGCGCACUUUGGGCGCACUCUCUACCACACACUCCAAAUAUAUACAUAAAAUCGAUGUGCCUUCAUUCGAUUGGCCAAUUGCUUCAUUUCCUCAAUAUCAAUAUCCAUUGGCUGAAAAUGAACGCCACAACAAAGAGCAGGAUCAACGAUGCUUGGCUGAAGUCGAAGAACUGAUUGAAAAGUACAAUAAAAAAGGCAUUCCAGUGGCAGGCAUUAUUGUUGAGCCCAUUCAGAGCGAGGGUGGUGACAAUGAGGCAUCACCUGAAUUCUUUCAGGGUCUGCAGAAAAUUGGCAAACAACGCGGUGUCGCUUUGUUGAUUGAUGAGGUACAAACUGGCGGCGGUUGUACCGGUAAAAUUUGGUGCCACGAACACUUUAACUUGGAUGGCCCACCUGAUGUGGUGACAUUCAGCAAAAAAAUGCAAUUAGGCGGUUACUUUCACAAGGAGGAAUUCAAGCCGCAACAAGGUUAUCGAGUAUUCAAUACAUGGAUGGGUGAUCCAAGCAAGCUACUGCUUUUGCAAGAAGUCAUUAAUGUCAUACAGGAAGAGAACUUAUUAAAAAAUGUUAACAUUGCUGGAAAAGUAUUGAAAGAUGGACUAUUGGAUUUGGAAAAAGAAUAUUCACAUAUCCUAAAUUCAACAAGAGGACGCGGUACCUUCUUGGCGGUGAACUGCCAGAAUGGUAAAGCACGAGAUUAUAUCGUGAAUAGACUCAGAAUGAAGGGCAUACAAACUGGUGGGUGUGGCGAGAUCUCAAUUCGUUUCCGACCAGCAUUAACAUUCCAAGAAAAACAUGCAAAUAUCGUUUUGGAUGGAUUCCGAAGCGUAUUGAGAGAAUUGUAAUUUGAUUAGCGAUGUUAGCUGUAAGCUGCCUCUCUUUGCAUUUAGUAUUGAGUAAAUAUAUUAGACGCGAGUCAAAUUGUAGCGAGCAAGAGAAAUUUGCGCAAAAGUAAUUUAAAAUAAGAUAAAUAUUUAAAUGAAUUUGUAUUUGAUAGCAUGAUGCAAUUUAUCAUCUCGAAUGAAUCGAUAUGAUGAGUUUGAGGAAAGUUGUCAUAUUAAUUAAAAAAAAGUGAUUUCAGUGGCGUAAUGUGAAGGUAAAGAAUGGAUCAUAUGUAACUAAAAGACAGCACUUGAGUUGUGCUCUGAAACUUUGCUUCCAAUAAAUAACGAACCUUAUGUUCAAACACAAAAAACAGAGUAAA
This is a messenger RNA of Anastrepha obliqua, 2019 nucleotides long. RefSeq names its product 4-aminobutyrate aminotransferase, mitochondrial (gene Gabat). Gene Ontology annotation, molecular function: pyridoxal phosphate binding. Gene Ontology annotation, biological process: GABA catabolic process. The record is from RefSeq and is a predicted model, not a curated record. NCBI's taxonomy places the organism in Eukaryota, Metazoa, Arthropoda, Insecta, Diptera, Tephritidae. The transcript is spliced from 5 exons. Gene Ontology annotation, cellular component: mitochondrion. The coding region runs from base 185 to 1660 and encodes 491 amino acids.